Messenger RNA from Neltuma alba, 4256 nucleotides. RefSeq names its product RNA-dependent RNA polymerase 6-like. The record is from RefSeq and is a predicted model, not a curated record. Gene Ontology annotation, biological process: siRNA processing. NCBI's taxonomy places the organism in Eukaryota, Viridiplantae, Streptophyta, Magnoliopsida, Fabales, Fabaceae. Gene Ontology annotation, cellular component: nuclear RNA-directed RNA polymerase complex. Gene Ontology annotation, molecular function: RNA-directed RNA polymerase activity.
UUGCAAAGCGGAAAAACGCAAGCGGAGCAGAGCAUCACAGAUAGUAAACUAACAGACGCAAUACUUUCCGUGAACUUAGUGGGGAAGUUUAGUGAAUAGGCACUAGCCCCAUCGUUAAAUCCUUCGCUUACUACCACUACUUAGACUGGCACUUCCUUCGCGCUCCCCAAUUUCGUGUUAGCUGGUAACUGAAUCCGAAGGUUGGAAAUCAGCUUGCAUCCGAGGAAAGUGCGGAGACUGUGCGCUUAAAUUAAUAGCUUUCGCCAGGAUCGAGUGUAUUGCCAUUACCUUUGCACCUCAUACUAUGGUGACUACCCCAAAAAUGGAGCUAGAAGGUAGAGAAAAAGAAAGUAUAGUUACUCAAGUUAGCAUUGGUGGAUUUGAUGGUCAGAUCAAAGCAAAAGAUCUUGUGUCAUACUUGGAAGAGAAAAUUGGACUUGUAGAUAGGUGUCGGCUGAAAACUUCUUCGACCCCUCCAGAGUCUUAUCCAGAUUUCACGAUCACUGAAACAACAAAUAUUGAAAGAACAGAUGACUAUAAGAAGGUGGUACCUCAUGCAUUUGUGCAUUUUGGAUUACCUGAAUAUGUAACUGAGGCAUACAAUGCUGCUGGCCGCUGUGAUCUAUUUUGGCAGAAUCAAAAUUUAAAGGUUAGCUUGGGACCUGAAAAUCCAUACUUCUUAAACCUAAGGAGGAGAACCACAACUCCUUUUAAGUUAUCUGAUGUACGUGUUGAAAUCGGGAGUUUGGUUGACCCAGAGAACUUCUAUGUUGCCUGGAGAGGACCUGAUAAAGGGGUCAACUUUCUGGUAGAUCCAUUUGAUGCCACAUGCAAAAUAUGUUUCAACAAAGAUGUUGUUUUCUCUUUUAAAGGUAUGGAGAAAAAAGCAGUGAUCAAGUGCAACUUUCAGGUGGGAUUCUUGGUCAGAGAUAUACAUGAAAUCAAGAGAUAUGAUGAUACGUCAUCUGCAUCUUUAGUUAUCUUAUUACAGCUGGCUUCGUCACCAUUGGUUUGGUACAGAACUGCAGAUGAUGACAUUGAAGAGUCAGCUACACAUGUUUUGCUAGAUGAUGAUGAUCCGUGGAUCAGAACCACAGAUUUUACUCCUAGUAAGGCCCUUGGCCGGUGUAGUUUUUACAGAAUUUCUAUGCCAGUAAGGUAUCGUAUGAAAUUGCUGAAGACCAUGGAGUAUCUAAAAGGCCAAAGAGUCCAGGAGAUUUCACUUAAUCGGCCUAUUAGAAUAAUGAAUGAACCGUUUUAUGGGGUGCCCUUGUCAGAUCAUUUCUUCAGUAUUCAUUUCCAGAAAGGCAUCACCUUUGACAUUAUGUUUUUGAUUAAUGCAAUUUUGCACAAAGGCAUAUUCAAUCAACACAGGUUGUCGGAUGGUUUUUUUGAGCUGUUGAGAAAACAGCCUAAGGAGGUCAAUGUGGCUGCACUCAAGCACUUGUAUUCUUACAAGCGCCCCAUAUUUGAUGCAGCCAAGAGGCUUAAAAUGGUGCAAGAGUGGUUGCUUAGAAAUCCAAAGCUUUACCAAAUCUCUAAACAGUCAGAUGAUAUUGCAGAGGUUCAUAGACUCAUCAUCACUCCAACCAAAGCAUAUUGCCUGCCACCUGAAGUUGAAAUGUCCAAUAGGGUUCUCAGGAAAUUCAAAGAAGUUGCAGAUCGGUUCUUGAGAGUCACAUUUAUGGAUGAAGGCAUGCAGACAAUCAAUGCAUCUGGUCUAAACUACUAUGUUCCUCCAAUAGUGAAGGAGAUCACCUCAAACCCCUUCCCGCAAAAGACUAAUAUAUAUAGAAGGGUGAAGACAAUUUUGGAAAAGGGUUUUCACUUGUGUGGCCGAAAAUAUUCAUUUUUGGCCUUCUCAUCCAAUCAACUACGGGACCGUUCUGCAUGGUUUUUUGCAGAAGAAAAGAGCAUAACUUGCGAUCGCAUAAGAGAUUGGAUGGGGAGGUUUAAUCACAAGAAUGUUGCAAAAUGUGCUGCGAGGAUGGGACAGUGCUUCUCAUCUACAUAUGCAACUGUGGAGGUUGCAGCACAUGAUUCAAUACCUGAUAUCAAGAGGAAUAAUUAUGAUUUCUCUGAUGGAAUCGGUAUUAUUAGACCUGAUCUUGCAAGAGCAGUAGCUGAGAAAUUGAAAUUGGAUGAUGUGCCCUCUGCAUACCAGAUCAGAUAUGCUGGUUUUAAAGGGGUUGUAGCCUGUUGGCCAGCUAGAGAGGAUGGGGUCCAACUUUUAUUAAGACCAAGUAUGAACAAAUUUGAAUCCACCCACACCACUUUGGAGAUCUGCUCUUGGACUAGGUUUCAACCUGGUUUCCUUAAUAGGCAAAUCGUGACAUUGCUUUCAGCACUGAAUGUGCCCGAUGAAGUAUUUUGGAACAUGCAGGAGGCUAUGGUUUCGAAGUUAAACAAAAUGCUUGUGGAUGCAGAUGUGGCUUUUGAUGUUCUUACGAAGUCUUGUGCUGAGCAUGGAAAUGCUGCGGCAAUAAUGUUGAGUGUUGGUUUUAGCCCUGAAUUGGAACCUCAUCUUAGAGGCAUAUUAACAUCCGUACGUGCUGCACAGCUUUGGGGCCUUAGAGAAAAGGCCAGGAUCUUUGUUUCAUCUGGGCGAUGGUUAAUGGGCGUGUUAGAUGAGGAGGGUGUGCUUGAACAAGGACAGUGCUUCAUUCGAGUCUCUACCCCUUCUCUUGAAAAUUGUUUUGCAAAACAUGGCUCAAGAUUCAAAGAGACAAAGAAUCUACAAGUAGUUAAAGGUUUGGUGGUUAUAGCUAAAAAUCCUUGUCUUCACCCUGGAGACGUAAGAAUUUUGGAAGCAGUUGAUGCUCCUGGUUUACAUCACUUACAUGAUUGCCUUGUUUUUCCUCAAAAGGGUGAUAGACCCCAUACAAACGAAGCUUCUGGAAGUGACCUUGAUGGGGACCUCUAUUUUGUUACAUGGGAUGAGAAUCUUAUUCCACCCCGUAAGAGGAGUUGGACGCCUAUGGAUUAUAUAUCUCAAGAAAGCAAACUUCUGGCACGUCAAGUUACUACUCGAGACAUAGUAGAAUUUUAUGUGAGAAAUAUGGCAAAUGAGAAUUUGGGGACAAUCUGCAAUGCACAUGUAGUACAUGCUGAUCUUAGUGACUAUGGCGCAUUGGAUGAGAAGUGCAUAACCUUGGCUGAGUUGGCAGCCACGGCUGUUGACUUUCCAAAAACUGGAAAGAUUGUCACCAUGCCUUCUCACUUGAAGCCAAAACUAUACCCUGAUUUUAUGGGGAAGCAGCCACACCAGUCUUAUAAAUCCAAGAAAAUCCUUGGUAGACUUUACAGGCGAAUUAGAGAUACUUAUGAUGAAGACUUGGAUAGCACUAGUUUGAAGCAUGUAACUGGCGAUAUACCUUAUGAUGCUAGUCUUGAGGUUCCCGGGGCUGCUGAGUUUAUUAACGAUGCAUGGGAUCAGAAGUGCUCUUAUGAUGGUCAGCUAAAUGGACUGCUUAAUCAGUACAAAGUGGAAAGAGAAGAAGAAAUUGUAACUGGACAGAUCUGGUCCAUGCCCAAAUACAGCAGCAGAAAGCAAGGUGAUCUUAAAGAAAGGCUCAAGCAUGCCUACAGUACUCAGAAAGAAUUUAGGCAAAAUUUUGAGCAAUUGAAUUCAAAUAUGGAAGAAUUAAGUGAUGAAGAAAAACAUUUAUUAUAUGAGCAGAAGGCAUCAGCCUGGUAUCAGGUCACAUAUCAUCCUGAAUGGGUUAAGAAGUCCCUUGAUCUUGGAGACAAAUCUGUUGAUCAUGGAAAUAAAGUGAUGCUGAGUUUCCCAUGGAUUGCAGUCGAUUACCUGGCUCGUAUUAAGAUAAAGAACAAAGGAGUUGGAAGUGUUGAUUCUACUAAGCCGAUUGGUUCUUUAGCAGAAUAUCUAGCCGAAAGGCUAUAAAUCUUCAUUUUCUGCUCCAAGCUUCGCUUCAAGGCCACUCUGCCAUUCUUACAAAUAGAUGCUGUGACGUUGCAUUUAGUUAAUAUGCCCUGUAAUUUGCUGUACGUUUGGUGUUUCAGUUUUACUGCCUUGCUUUUAAGAUACUGAGCCAUAUUCCCAUCUUGUUUUACCCGGCAAAAAUGUGCUUAUUGUCACGUUAUGCAUUGGACUGUACUUUCUUCUGUAAAUGUUGUGCCUGUGGUGAUGGAGAUGCCAGAGAGCAGCAAGCAGAAUUUGCUGUAAUACAAGUUCUCGUACAUGUGGACCCAACCGUUGAAAGAUUUAAAUUUACAGGCCCUGUGAUCAUACUUAA